Closterium sp. Naga37s-1 is the source of this 4874-nucleotide messenger RNA. The record is from the annotation of a GenBank genome assembly. Lineage: Eukaryota; Viridiplantae; Streptophyta; Zygnematophyceae; Desmidiales; Closteriaceae.
AUGACUCAGGUAAGACCCAGACCCACCCCUUUCAUUCCAGCUUCCGUCAGUUCUCCGUCAUCUCACCUCGUGCUCCGUCUAUCGCUCGUCAUCCUCCGCCGUCUCUCUCCCCUUGUCACUUUCGCUUCGCUGCAGGACUUCAAGCGGCUAGCCGACACGGUGAAGCAGCUUCACCAUGACUCGACCGUCAGAACCAAGGAGAAAGCGUCCAUCGAGCGAGAGCGGGUGCGGAUGCAGGAGAAGGUGCAGAAGGCGGAGAGGGAGUCGCAGGUGCUGCGAGGGAGAGUGGGCGAGCUGGAAGAGCAGGUGCUGGCUCAGGAGCAGGAGCUGCAGGACGCCACCUACCGCAUGGAGAAGGUGAGGGAUGGGAGGCACAGGGGGCGCACGGUGCAAGGAAAAGUCGUAGCAGAGGGAUGGACGAUAGUGGUUUGUGGAAGAGUGGGCGAGCUGGAAGAGCAGGUGCAGGCUCAGGAGCAGGAGCUGCAGGAUGCCACCUACCGCAUGGAGAAGGCUGUGCGGGAGGAGGAGCGGAAGAGCGUGGAGAUUCAGCGGAGGCUGGGCGAGGAGUAUCAGGCGGCAAUGGACGGGCAGAACCGCCUGCAGGCAAUGCUGGAGGAUCAGGGGAAGCGGGUGGAUGAGCUCACGACGCUGCUCAGCCAAAAGGGGUUGGAGUGCAAGGAGGCUUUCCAGAAGCUACAUUCAGUGAAGGAAGAGAAUAGCAAGCUCCGGCGAAGGCUCAAGGCGACUGCUUUGGCCCAAAGCUGCGAGGCAGGCUCGGGAAGCUCGGACCUGCGGGAGGCUCUGGCUCGGGCGGAGAGGCAGCUGCUGGAGAAGAAGCAGCAGGUGGAGGUGGCAGAGGCUCUUAACGAGGAGCUCAAGGAGCAGGUGAAACACCUGACGGGGCGGCUGAGCCAGGAGGAUCUUCAGGUGUUUCGGCAGUCCUUCAAGGGGCGGUUGGCAGCAGCAGAGCAGUGUAUAUCGGAGCAGGAGCAGAAGAGCAAAGCACUCAGUCACGCUGCAGAGGCACAUAUGGGACUAGGGGAGAGAUUGAAGGAGGUGGAGGAGGAAUGUGGGAGAUGGAGGGAGAUCGCAAGAGAGAGCGAGAUAAUGGCGGGUGGGGCGGAAGAGGCGCGUAGGCUUGCAGUGGAGCAGCUUGAAACGAGGAUGCGGGCGUGGGAGAGGGAGAAGGAGGAGCUUGUGCGGAGAAUGGAGGAGUUGGAAGGGGUGGAGAGGGAGAAUGGAGAGAAGAAAACAGAGGGAGUUAAGGAGCAGUUGAAGAUAGCAGAGGAAGAGAGGGAGGAGAUGCGGAGGCGUCUGGAAGAAGCUUUAGAGGCUUGUUCUGAGAGUGAAGCUCUAGUGGAUGCUAUUGAAAAAUCCAGGGAAGGGCUUAAGCAGGAAGUGCAGGGGUUGAGUGAGAGGAAUCGGGAGAUUGAGGCGGAGCUGGAGAGUGUGAGGGAGAGUGUGAGGGAGCGAGUGAGGGAGGCGGAGGAGGCAGUGGAAGAGGCGAAGAGAGAGUGUGAGGAGAUGCGGCGGAGGGUGGAGGAGGGGAGGAGGGCAGAGAGGGAGAGGGAGGAGGAGGUGGAGAGGCUAAGGGAUCAAGUGAGAGAGGCUGUAGAGAGGAAAGAAGCCGAGGGGCAACAGAGACUGCUGGAGGCGGAGGGACAAGUGAGGGAGGCGGAGGGACAACUGAGGGAAGCUGAGGAGAGGAUCAAAGAGCUGAGGGAGAAGGAAAGGGGGGUGCAGAGGGAAAUGGAGAGUGUGAGGGAGGAGCUAGAAGCGAAGGAGAGGGGGGUGGAGGAGCGGGAUGAGAAGGUGAGGGAGCUUGAGCAGCAGAUUGAAGGGCUUCAGGAGGAGGUGGAUAGGGAGAGGGAGGCUGCGAGGCGGGCAGAGGCAGAAAAGCAGGAGAUUUCUCAGAGGAUUUCUCAGGAGAUUUCUCAGGAGAUGGAAGCACGGGUUGAGAGGUUGGAGGAGCAGGUUAGGGGGCUGGAGGGGGAGGUGGAGAGGGAGAAGGAGCGAGUGGUGUGUGUGGAGAUUGCUCUGAGGAGGAAAGAGGAGGAGGUGCAGAGCGGUAGAGAGGAGCGGGAAGGGAUGGAGAGGGAGAUCGAGAAAAUGAAGGAGAAGGUUGAGGAGGAGGUGAAGGAGAGAGAGGAGGCGGAGGGGAAAGUGCGUGAGGUGGAAGAGGAGAAGAGGAGAGGAGAAGAGGAGAGAGAAAAGGAGGUGGAAAACUUGAGGGGAGAGGUGGAGAGGCUUGAGAAAGAGGUGGAGAGGGUUCGGAAGGAGUUGGAGGGAGUGAGAGGGCAGGUGGUGGGGGAGAGUGAGGUGAGGCGAAGGCUGGAGACUGUAGAAGGGGAGUAUGGCCGAUUGAGAAUGGAACUUUCGACGAAAGUGAGGGAGGCUGCAGUAGAGAGAGAAGCGAGGGAGGAGAAAGAGAGGGAGUUGCAGGAAGUAAGGGAGGCAGCGGUGGUUGCGACUGAGGAGUGGAAGAAGGAGUUGGGAGAGGUUGAGAGGGUUAUGGGGGUGAUUCGGGAGGAGCGGGAGGCGGUGCAGAGGGAGUGUGAGCGGUUGAGGCAAGAGGCGGAGGAGAGGGAGGUGCAGGUGAGGCUCUUGGAAGGGGCAAGAGAUGAUGUGGUUGCUGCGAUGGGAGGGAUUCGGGAUGAGAAGAGAAAGGUUGAGAGGGAUAUGGAGGAGCGGAUUGAAGCUCUGAAGGUGGAGGUUGAGGAGGUGAGGAGGAAGGGGGAAGAGGAGAGGGAGGCGUGGGAGAGGGAGAGGAAGGAGAGAGAGGAGGAGAGGAAGGAGAGGGAGGAGGAGAGGGAGGAGGAGAGGCGUGUUUUGGAGGGGGAGAGGAGGCAGUGGGAGGAGGAGAGAGAGAGGAUGGAGGAGGAGAGGGGGAAGAUGGAGCAGGAGAAGGGAAGGAUGGAGGAGGAAAGGAGGCGGUGGGAGGAGGAGGUGGGUGCGGCGAGAGAGGCAGUGGAGGAGGCAGAGGGGAAGGCGAGCGCCGCAAGAGAGUUGGUGGAUGAGCUACAGAGACAAGUAGAGAGCGUGCAGAGAGAGAGAGAGGCGUUGCAAGGAGAGGCUGAUGCGCUGAGGGAGCAGCUGAGGGAGGCAGCGGAGGAGGCGGAGGGGAAGGCGAGCGCUGCUAGGGAGUUGGUGGAUGGGAUGCAGAGAGAGAUUGAUGCGCUGCAAGGAGAAAUCGAGGUGGAGGAGCUGAAGGAGCAGCUGAGGGAGGCGGAGGAGGCUCUGAGCAUGAACGAGACGAACCUGUCGGCUUCCGACUGGGCUGUGCAGCAGCUGGCAGGGGAGCUGUCGACUGUGAAGAGGAAACUGGUGGAGAGGGAAAAGGAAUUAGCCGAGCUGCAGGACCGGUUAUCAGUUCUCGAUCAUGCAGUGGAGGAGAAGGAGAGGGAUCUGGAGAGGCUGGCAGCAGCUCUGCAGGAGGCGAACAAGAAGCGGUGGGCGCGGGCACAGCAGAUCAAACAGAUGGAAGCCGAGAUGGCGGCACUAAGAGGGCAGGUGGGGAAUUUGGGAAGCGGGAAUGAGGUGGAGUCACCACAGGCGGGUGGUGCAGCAGGGAAGAGUGAGGCUGGACGGGAGGGCGAGAGGGAGAAGGAAGAGGAGGUGGUGGAGAGGCAGGGGCAGGGACAGGAGCAGACGCAGAAGCAGGAGGAGCAGGGGCAGGAUCAGAAGCAGGAGCAGGAGGGGCAGGGGCAGGAUACGGAGAGGGAGUUGAAGGAGGCAAGGGAGGCGGUUCAGCGAUUGCUGUUAGAGGUGGAAGAGGGGAGAAGGGAGGUGGAGGAGAGGAGGAAAAGAGAGGAGGAGCUGAAGGAGGAGGUGGAGGAGGGAAGAGAGAGAGUGAGGGAGGUGGAGGGACAGCAGAGAGAGGCGGAGAGGCGAGUGAGGGAGUUGGAGGAGGAGGUGUGUGGGUUGAAGGGGGUGAUGGAGAGGAGGGGCGAGGAGGAGGAGGAGAGAGUGAGGGAGGUUGAGCAGAAGCGAGGGGAGGCUGAGAGGCGAGUAAUGGAGUUGGAGGGGCAGCUUUCAGAGAUGAAGGAAGAUUUGGAGAGGAAGGAGGCUGCUACUGCUCUUGCUGCUCAAGCUGCUGCUGCGUCUGAUGCUGCUACAUCUGAUGCUGUUGCAGCUGCUAGUUCUGCUGCUGCCGCUGCUGUUUCCCUCUGUGCUGCUUGCAAUGGCGCUGCCAGUGUUGGCGGCAUCGCUGCUGCUAGCCCUGCUGCUGGUGCUGUUGCCAGUGCCAUUGCCAGCGCCGCUGCUGCUGGGACCUGGGGCGCAGGGGAGGAGGGGCGUAUAUGGGAGCUGCGCGCCAAGCAGCUGGAAAAGGCCGUGGAACGAUGGAAGGAAUUUGAAGCAGCAGCCAGGCGUGAGGCCAAGUCCCGGAGAGAGGAGUUGGAGCUCAAUAGCAGGCUACUGGCUGAUGCUGUGAGCCUGAACGAUGAAAACGAGGUGACCCUGAAACGCCUAAGGGAUGAGGUGCUUGCUCUGAGGGAGAAACUGGAGGGUGUGGAGGCAGCGAGAGAGAAGGAGAGGAGAGGGGGAGGGGGAGUGGGGAGUGGGGGGGAGAGAGGGGGUGGAGGAGGGGGAGAGGGGGAGCUGGGGCGGUUGAGGGAGGAGGUGAAGGGUCUGAGGGCGAAGCUGCGGGUUGCUGAGAUGGAGUGGGAGAGUGAGAGGGCGCAGAAGGGGCGGGCGGAAGAGGCGCUGGCAAAGUACAGGAGGAAGCUGAGUGAACGGGAGGAGGAGCUUCAUGAUGCCCUGGAUAGUCUCUCUGCUGCUGCUGCCGCUGCUGGUGGUGGUGGUGGUGUCGGUGCUUCUAAGGAGGAUACAGCAGCAGCAGCUGUGUUACAGGAAAGGGUGUUUGCUCUUGAAAG